Molecule: messenger RNA, 1098 nt
Organism: Letharia columbiana
Lineage: Eukaryota; Fungi; Ascomycota; Lecanoromycetes; Lecanorales; Parmeliaceae
Exons: 2
Coding region: 1-1098 (365 amino acids)
Cellular component (GO): Set1C/COMPASS complex
Molecular function (GO): chromatin binding; protein binding
Source: RefSeq, a predicted model, not a curated record
AUGGCCGGCCCCCUCGUAGUCCCACCACCUCCUCCAGGAGGACCACAACUCACCCAAAAGACCUCCGAAGUCAUAGGGACCUUCCGCCCAACCAAGCAAUUCAAACUCUCCAAACCCGAAGCCUCCGUCACAUCCCUCGACUUCGACGACUCGGGCGAAUUCUGCCUGGCCGCCUGCUCCGACGACUCCCUCCUCCUGUACAACGCCAAAGAAGGCAAGAACAUAAAGACGCUCAUGAGCCAGAAGUACGGCGCCCACCUCGCCCGCUUCACGCACCACGCCACGUCCAUCAUCUACGCGAGCACGAAAGAGGACGACUGCAUCCGCUACCUCUCCACGCACGACAACGCCUUCCUGCGCUACUUCCGGGGCCACACCCAGCCCGUGACGUCGCUGUGCCUGUGCCCGUCGGCGGACACGUUCCUCUCGACCUCGCUCGACAACACGGUGCGCCUGUGGUCGCUUUCCUCGCCGUCCCCGCAAGCGCGCCUGAACCUGUCGACGCCGUACCUCGCCGCCUACGACCCUUCCGCGACGGUCAUCGCCGUCGCCUCGGCCUCCACGCACAGCGUCCUCCUCUACGACCUGCGGAACUACGACAAGCCGCCCUUUGCGACCUUCGACAUGCGGCCCUACCUCACCGCCCAGCAGGUGCAGUCGCCGAAACCGGACUGGACCCGCCUCGAGUUCUCCAACGAUGGGAAAUCCCUCCUCCUCGCGUCGAACCACCCGCAGGGACACCUGCUCCUCGACGCCUUCGACGGUACCCUCCGCGCUCACUGCAAGCGCUCCCAUGCGCCUACGAAUCUGCGCGCGGCGCCGGGAAUGCCUGGCGCGCUGGGACAGGGCGACGUGUGUUUCAGCUCCGAUGGGCGGUAUUUGAUCGGGGGCAGUGGGGGGGAUAGAGACGCGAUAGUGUGGGAUACGCAAGGGCAAGUGGAGGUGGAGACGAAGGAGAUCAAGCCCAUGUGCGGACUACCGUGUAAAGGGCGGGCGAGUGUCGUGGAGUGGAAUCCGCGGUAUAACAUGUGUGCGACGGCGGAUAGGGAGGUCGUGUUUUGGCUGCCGGAUGAGCAUGUGGGGAUGAAGCCGCCGUGA